AUGGUUACCUUGGAGGGGUUUUGGUUGAAUAGAUCUGGGCCUCCCGGAGUUCUUGGCUUCGCGUAUGGUGACCAUUAUGCUUGGAACUGCAACGCUGAAGUUAAGCUCCAUUGGGCGAGGUUUCCUUAUCGGUUGCGUCUUGUUGAAUCUGGUACCAUUAGAGGUUCCUCGAGAUGUGCUGUACCUCGAAUCGUCUCUUCCGUUCGUGGUUUUUCGAGGCUCGUCCAUGGCUCUAACUUGGGUCGGGUGUUGGUUGCUGAUAAAGAUGCUAAGUUUCACUUCAAUGAUGAUUGCAAGAGAGCCUUUGAAUUGUUAAUGUUCAAGUUGGCAACGACUCCCAUUAACACUGCUCCUAAUUGGAGUAUCCCUUUUGAGCUCAUGUGCGAUGCUAGUGACGUAGCGGUUGGGGCUAUUUUUGGGGAACACAUCAACAAUAAUUUUCAUCUGGUCUACUAUGCUCGUAAUACCAUUAAUAGUGCCCUAGUCAACUAUACCGUUACGGAGAUAGAGCUUCUUGCCAUGUUGUUUGCAAUUGAGAAGUUCCACCCGAACUUGAUGGGUGCUAAAAUGAUUGUCCACAUGGAUCAUGCGGCACUUUGUUAUCUUAUGACCAAGAAAGAUUCCAAAGAUCGGUUGAUGUGA
This is a messenger RNA of Nicotiana attenuata, 642 nucleotides long. RefSeq lists its product as uncharacterized. The transcript is spliced from 2 exons. The record is from RefSeq and is a predicted model, not a curated record. NCBI's taxonomy places the organism in Eukaryota, Viridiplantae, Streptophyta, Magnoliopsida, Solanales, Solanaceae. Bases 1 to 642 code for a protein of 213 amino acids.